ACGUAGAAUUAGACCAUUGCGAUGCGGCAAGUAAUCACCAGAGGAGACCAUUUGAAUGAGAAAAAAUUUCCUGUUUGUCAGCAAGAUUAUCGAGAACUGCCUUGGCUUCCUUGUCAUCGCCUUCACUCUUCUAAGUUUUUUAUUUCUCUUAAUGUCUGCCCCAUAUCCAGUAGACCCAAAUAAAGCCAAUGCUGCUAAUGCUGGGUGGGCCUUACCAACAGCACCGCCUCCAAAUUCAAGUUACCCCGUCCAGCCAGGCUAUGGUAUGCCCCCAGGUUAUCCUCCUCAGCCUGCUGCAGCAUUCCCCUCUCAUCCACCACCGCCUUACACUGCCCAGCCAGGGUUUGGUGGGCAACCAGGGUUUGGUGGACAACCAGGGUUUGGUGGACAACCAGGGUUUGGUGGACAACCAGGGUUUGGUGGACAACCAGGCCCAUAUGCUCAACCAGUUUACAAUGCCAGUGGUGGUGGAUUUCCUAUUCAGGAUGGUGGUCGAGGGGAUGAAGUACCAAAGGAAGAGGUGUUGCCAGAUCAGUUUGGUGGUUCCUUCUCUGACAAGGCCAUUAGACAUGCUUUUAUUAGGAAGGUUUAUCUCAUCUUGAUGGUUCAACUGUUGGCAACACUGUGCAUUGUGUCCCUGUUUACAUUUCACUCAGGAGUAAAAUACUUUGUGCAGAGAAACAUAUGGGUGUACUUCCUCUCCUAUGCUGUUUUUUUGGUGACCUACCUGUCAUUGGUUUGCUGCUCGGGGGUUCGUCGUCGUUGGCCAGGCAACUUCAUCAUGCUAGGAAUUUUCACUUUGGCCCUAAGUUAUAUGGCUGGUACCAUUGCUUCAACCUAUGAGACAAACAUUGUCAUCAUGACUGUUGGUAUAACUUGUGCCAUCUGCUUCCUCAUCACUCUCUUUGCUACUCAGACUAAGUAUGACUUCACUGGGUGUGGGAUCUAUCUGUUUGUAGCAGCCAUGGUUAUGUUUCUGUUUGGGAUUAUUGCUAUCUUCACUUACAGCAAAAUUCUGUACACUGUCUACUCUGCUGGAAUUGCCCUGCUCUUCUCAAUGUAUCUUGUGUACGAUACGCAGAUGGUCGUUGGUGGACGCAAGCACCAGAUAUCUUCUGAGGAGCACAUCUAUGGUGUGCUGACGCUCUACUUGGACAUAGUUUACAUCUUCAUCAAUCUUCUUUCUCUUUUUGGUACCAAGAAUUAAACCUUUUUUACUUAAUUUUUUUCCUGUUUCAACUUGUAUUAGUGGAAAGUUGGACGAACAAUUCUGAUUAUAUAACGCAUAAUUUUAGUAGUUGUUUAUCCAUUUGAUAUAAACUACUUAAAUAUUAUGUAUUCAGAAUUCCAGAAUUAUCUAGUUUGCUAGCAGAAUGUAUUAUUGGUUUAUUAAUUGUUAUUGCAUAUUUUAUGUCAAGGCAUAUGACAGCAAAAUUGUGGUUUUCAAAUUGAGGACAUUUAAUUGUCCUGUUUUAUUAAGCUAAAUUCUCCAAAGCUCAGCGGUUUUUUUUUUUUUUUUUUUUUUUUUACGUUUUGAAUAUAUUUUCCAAGUCAACAUGAUUGGUAGGUUAUUUAACAAAUUCUACUUUUGAAAUAAUUCUGAAACCACUUACCAAAGUACAGAGCUGAUAAAGCUAUUUACUUGUGUGCCUCUUAACUGCAAUAUGUUCUUCCAGAAGAGGAUCAAGUGCCAUAGUAUGGGUAGUCAUUUAAAUGUGUAGUCAUCUAUUAUCUUUGUUUUUAUUGACCUAAUUAUUAAUUUAAGAUUCUUUAAUGGUUGUAAAAAAUAAUUUGGAAGUUUCCGUAUUUGGCAUUUAGUUUUGACAUUUUCAUUUUUAAUGGAAAGCUUGGAUUUUUAACUUAAUUCUUCUAUCUAUCAUCUAUUAGGGUAAAUGGCUGGAUUAUUUUUUUCUCUGGUUUCCAAAUAAAUCAAUUGGCAUAGGGAUAAAAUAAUUGUAAAUUUCUUGAACACUGCAUCAUGAAAAUGCCCUUAUUUGAAUGUUGAGAACUGUCAUUCAGAUCUUCAUUAACCCUUAAACUGUGGCAGCUGGGAGAAGAGGAUGGGAAGUGCUGGUGAUGUGACAGAAUUUUGUAAAAUAGGAUUUGUUUAUUUAAUUUUUAGGAUCAUUGUCAUUCUCAUUGGUUCUAAGUACCCUAAUGGGGUUGGGUUAUGCAGCAGUUUUUCCUGAUAACAUCAUCCAAGGUCAUUUACUACAUUCUUCCAGUAUUUUGAAAACCAAGUUGUAUGCAUUUUCAUGACCAUUUUACACAUUGGAUCAUUGACUGCCUUAUCAUUCAUAGUAGUUUCAGACUCCAACUCUGUUUUACAGGCUGUCCAGAAAUUUGAUUUCCCUCAUCCUGUCAUCCUUUAUUUGUAACUUUGGUUAUGCUGCAUUUCUAGUAAAUACUGGCAUCACAUUUUGCUGUGUCCCUGGACUUAUCAUUGUUUGAGGUAACUCAGCUGCUCUGUCAGCUGUCAAAUUUCACACAGGGGCAUUUCUUUCUUAGACUAUUUUCCAGUGAUCUCUUGACAACUUUGCAUCCGCUGGCAUCAACAGUGGUUCAAGGUAGUUCAUAAUAAAUUUUCUGUCAAACAUGAUGGGUUUCUGGCCCUCUUCCCAUCACUGUUGGGCAUGGGAGAUUGCAUUCUCCUGCCUACAUAAUCGACACCUCGUGGAAAAACUCCUGGUACCGCUCUGUGAUGACUGUCAGGUUGCAAUGUCAGAAUUCACUUCUGAUGUCUCCACCCCAACACACUUUAAUUGACCUCCUUGCUUCAGAUCCCACCUUCGAUGCAGAUUUUUACUUUUUAACAGAAACUAACUUGUUGCAUCAACUUUAAUUUUGUUUACAUCUUGCACUCUUCUAAUAAUAGUUUAUUUUUUUUUUUACUCUCCAAGAUAACUGCAUAUUUUUUCAAACUUUUUUUUUUUUCGGUAUCUAAGCAACAUCUUAUAAUAGUAAUGGAUGUUUUUCAAGUUGUUUCAGUACUAGAAAAAGGCAGAAAAGUACAUCACACUAUACAUGUAUUUACAAUUUCAGUAUUCACUAUAAAGCUCCUCCAGUAAAUGUUUUGUCUUAUUUCUUAUGAUUGUUUUUAUCUUUCAACACAUUGUAUAGGGAACUACUAUGAUACUACAGUUGUUUCAGGAUGUGAUAUUCUUUGAAACAGUGGUAUAUCACAAACCUUACAGUAAUAGUGUCUGUUGGUAGUGUAUCUGGUGGUAUCAGGUUUGCUGAUGUGAACACAUGUAGUGAUGAUAGCUGGUGGUGACACAUGUGGUCUUAGGAGUAUUGGUGGGGUUCUCCAUGUUAUGUGGCAGGGAAGCUGGUGGUGUCACAUGUAGUGUUGUUAGCAGAGGAACUGAUGAUGUUAGGGGUGCUGGUGGCACCACAUGUUGGCAGAGCCAUGUGUUGGUAAGGCAGUGGAUGGUUUUCAGAAGUGCUGGUAGUACCACAUGUGAUGUUGGCAUGGUAGCUGGAGGUAUUGCAUAUGGUGCUGGCAGGGUAGUUGGAAAUGUCACUUGUUGGCAGGGUGGUGUCAGGGCUUUUUGGGGUGUAAGUGUUCUAUAUUUGUUUUAUUAAAAUUAUGCUUAUCACUCAAAUCAACACUUUCUAGACAGCUACUGUGAAAACAGCUUACUGGGGUGAUUUUACUCUUUUUCCUUGUGCUGAUCCAGCAGCUAACAAUAUUUUUCUCUGCCCUGAGAAGGUGCCUGAUAACCCAUACAUGACCCAAGACCUAAAAUUGGCAAAUUUGAAAGCAGGAAGAAUCAGGCAUAUGGUAAAAGUUUAAGGGUUAAUUUGUAAGGUCUUUUCAAAUUUAUUCCCCUUUUGGGUUUAAUUCUUAAACUGAUUAUAAUAAUAAUUCUCAAAUCCAUAAUAUAUCAACAGAGACCCAGUGUAAUUAAAUCUUCAGUCAUACAGUGGAACCUCAGUGUUUGAAUGUACUGGACCUCGAACAAAUUGGAAUCUGAACAAUUAUGUUCAGAAAAAAUUGACCCAGUCUUCGAACGUUUUUCUCGAGUCCAAAUGUGCUCUGUUUAAAAUUUAGUUGUGAAAAGCUUUAUAUGAAAGCCCUGUUUCAAGAGAGCUUUGAAGUGACCUCUGACACUGACCUAACUCUCAAGAGACUUUUGGAAUAGUCAGUUUAACAUCCUCCGGUGUAUGAGGCUGAUAAUUAAAGCCUGGGAAAGUUUUACGAACAUUGAAAUUUUCGCAGUUCGAACACCACUUAGGAACCGUUUGAGUUCAGACACUGAGGUUCCACUAUAUAAAAAAAUUAUAGAAUAAUAUUUUUAAUAUUAUCCAGUAGCAGGCAGGUAGUUCAUUUGCAUUAUCUUUAUCUGUUUAGAUAUACAGCUGAAAAAAUUGGUGUAGAAUUUUCUGUUGGUCACUGGUACAUGAUGUGAUUUUGAAAAAUAAAAAUUAAAUCAUUCACAUUGCUAAUAUUAAAAUUUCACUUCAUUGAGCUGUUUGCUUAGGAAGGUAAAGUACAGAGUGAAAGUUAUGCAUAUUAGUAUUAAUAUAAAGAUGAACAUCAAAAUGGUAUACAAUACCGACAGGUUGUUAGGCAGACACAUAUGCAACAGUUAGAC
Cherax quadricarinatus is the source of this 4598-nucleotide messenger RNA. RefSeq names its product protein lifeguard 3. NCBI's taxonomy places the organism in Eukaryota, Metazoa, Arthropoda, Malacostraca, Decapoda, Parastacidae. Gene Ontology annotation, cellular component: endoplasmic reticulum; Golgi apparatus. Gene Ontology annotation, biological process: negative regulation of apoptotic signaling pathway. The record is from RefSeq and is a predicted model, not a curated record.